Coffea arabica (coffee) is the source of this 480-nucleotide messenger RNA. The record is from RefSeq and is a predicted model, not a curated record. Lineage: Eukaryota; Viridiplantae; Streptophyta; Magnoliopsida; Gentianales; Rubiaceae.
GCAAGAAAAUAUGAAUCAGAGAGACAUAUGGGAGUGUGAUGAAGAUGAUCUUUUCUAUGCUGAACUCAGAAGGCAGGUCUUGGUACUGACAGCAGAAGAUGAUGAAGAUUGUCAAGAAAACAGACAUCCCAACACUGGAAAACUUUCGCACCAAAAUUUAAACUUCAGCCAUGUUUCAAAGCUGCAGCCAGGAUGCUAUUACAACUGGUUAGGCAAUGAUGAAACAGAAUCAGCACCGACAUGGCUCUUCAACUUGUGGAAGCCUGGGAAUGGGACUGGAGUUUUCAUUCCACAGAUUAUCAAGUCCAGAAGAAGAUAUAGGCCAAGAAAGAAGAAUAACGAAAGAGGAAGAAAGUACAAGCCGGUUGCCAAUGUGCAAUGAUUGUGUACCUGUUUUCUUUGAUAGGUAUAUAUGAAAAGUGUACCCCAUGCUCUCCAAUGUAAAUAUAACUUUGCCAAUACAGGGAUUGAUUAUCCAUC